AAAAGAGGAGACAAGGCUAGCAGGACCUGUCAUUCUAACACAUUAGCCUGGAUUUUCCUAAGCUGGUACUGGUAGUACACUUGCGACGCACAUGGAAUAACCUGGUUACGGCUUUAUAAUGUUUUAAUUGAAGGCCGUAUGUCGGGGAGUGCGAGCUAUCAUUCUACGUAAAUGCAAUUGAUGUGCAGCGCGACAAUUGGCCUUCCUUGCAUGUUGAUGGCGAAGCUUUAAUCAUCGAGGUCACAGUGCCAGGCGUAAGCUGGACAUAAUCAUACCUUUUACGUCUAAGUUACUUAUGUUGCGCGCUCCCUAAUCACUGGGAAUGCCCGCACAGUAUCCGGCCCCAAAUGGAUGCACCUUUCUGUCGCACUUGUUACGAACCGGCGGGAAAACUGCUAUCCUGCAACUGCUGCGGAGCAUGCCACCACCCUUCAUGUGCCCAGCUAUUCAGCCCCGAGGCGCGCCCAACAGACAAUAUCCAUCUCGGCCUUCCUCGGCUCCCUGCUAGCCCACGCAGCAAUGGCGAACCCACAGGAGCUUCGAUGUCUGACCCCUGCCCGCCAACGCCGCAGCUGCCGCCUUCACUAGCUAUACAAGCCACAAGCCGCAUGCAGACGCUGCCGAAUCCGUCACUGUCGACAAGGAGUGAUGCCUGCGAGUGCGACAACACUGGUGCAAGCCUGGGCAUCACCACCAGCACAGGCGACGGUAGCGGCUGGUUCUGCCCCGCAUGUCGAUGCAUACGCUGCGCAAAGCCUUGCAACCGUACGAUACUGAACCCUGGCACGCUGUUGCCACUGCAACCACCCCUUCCGCCUGAAGCAGUCCUGGUUUCGGAGCUUGAUGCCCUGCCGGCUCCGGGCACGGGGCAGCGGCGGUCGCAUGCAGCGCAACUGGCGUUAUGGCGGUUGAUGCCGGCAGCAGGGCAGCAGGCUAGGCCUCAGCAGGGCUGCCGUACCGCCUUGAGGCUGGCAUCAAUACAGUUGUACGGCAAGGAAACCAUGCCGCCACCGCCACUGCCUCCGCCACCACCGACCCUGGCGCCCGAAGCCACGUCGGAGUUGCAGCAGUCCGCUGCUGGGACCCCGGCGUGCAAGCGGCGCCGAUUGACCGAGUACUGCUGUGAGGAGCGGAGCUGCGCACCCACCGGGUCCUCUGCACUCGGGCAGUUGACACCGCCACCGCUGCUGCCCCUGCUGCCUGGAUCGCUACCACCACCGCCACCACCACCUCCGGCAACACCGUCACCGCUGCAGCCUACAGCACCAUCGACAUCGCAGGCAUCGCUUGCGCUAGCGUGCAGGGUGCAGGAUCAGCAAGGCACCCCGCUUUUACACGCACUGCCCAACGGCCGCAAACGGACGGCCCAGGACAUGGAUCCCCAUCCCGAACAACCCGAGAAGCGCUCACAUGCCCCAUCGCACCAAGAGCAUCAGGAGCAAUCAGCUCAUCCGGAGCAGCAGCAGCAGCAGGCGGCAGGUGCAGACCAGGCUGAAACAACAACAACAACAACAGCGGCAGCGGCAGAAGCGGCGGCAAGCGCUGGCCAGCGCCCUGCAAAGCGCCCUCACCUGAACGCCCUCGAACGGUUGCGACUCCUGCAGCAGCGCAAGGCGCAGCAAGGGGGCUCCGCUCGAGCCCGUGCUUGUGCUGGUGCCGGUGCUGACGGGACAGUCGCCACCGCUGGUGGUGGUGGUGAUGGGGGCUCAGGACGGACUCGGGCCUUGGCAGCAGGAGCAAGCGUGGCGGUGGCGGAGGCGGCAGCAGCGGGGCCAGGAGGAGGAGGAGCUGCUUCACCUGCUUCGGGCCUUAGUGCAGCCUGCGGGCGGAAGUCAUGGGCUAUUCGAAAUGUGGCAGCGACCACCUUUGUGGAUGAGGACGUGUGGGCGGCGCUCGACGGCGACACCGCACCAGGCGACGGCCCCGUUGCUGCUGCCCGUGACGGCGGCGACGGUGCUGUUGCUUGCGGUAGUGGCGACAUGAGCGGCCACGUCAGCGGCGCUGGCUUCGAGUGCAAUGCUGCCAUGGCGACAAAGGAUGCUGCUGCUGCUGCAGCUGCAGGUGAAGCGGCAGCGAUGCCGACCGCACCCCCCUUACCACUCACGCCUGCAGUGGCACCAGCAACAACACCGCCAGACGUGCCAGCAGCAUCUACCGGAGCACUCGGACCGGUGGCGGAUAGACCGCAACUUGAUUCGCCUUCAAGGACAGCAGCAGCAGCGGGCAGCGCUGUUGCUGGCGUCACUGUCGCCGGCCCCGCGGUCGCCAGCGCAGGCGUCAGCGCAGCCUCUUCUGUCGUGCGCUGCAGCUGCUGCGGCCGGCCGUGUCAUGUGGGCUGCCUGACCGUUCAAGAGGUCGCUGAACGACUGGAGGCAAGCCAGACAGCUGCUGGGGCUGCUGCUGGGGCUGCAGGCGGCAUCGCGCCCCACAGGAGCAGCAGUCGCCCUUAUGGCGGCGGUUCCGGAGCUAAGGUAACAAAUGGGAGCCCAACGGGGGAGGCGGUGUACGGCAGGGCUAGCAGCAGCUUCCUGUGCAGCAGUGAAUGUCGUACAUUAGUAAGGGAGCUGCAGCGGCUGCAACGCGGUGGCUGUCAGCCCGUGACUUUGAGGCGGAAGAGGAGGAGCAGCAGCGGUUCGGGGCUGGCUGGCAUGAGUGCAUGCGUGGUGGAAUGGCAGCUGCUGGAUGUCUUGCCGCCGGGCGGGACGGCGGCGGUCUGCGCAGGCGGCGGCAGUACCGACAGCCGCAAACAUGGCGGUAACUCUGUUGUGGUGGUGGCGGGGUCGGCGGCGGCUGCUGCCGAGCGAGCAGAAAGCAGGGGCGGCGAGGGUAGUGGCGGCGAGGCUUGGGGCUUGGAGGUGGAAGACCUACAGGCAGAGGUGGAGCAACACCUGCGAGACCUGGAGGCAUGCCUGUCCCCACCCGCCACCUCACCGUCUGCUGCUGCUGCUACCGAACAGCCUCGGGACAAGCCACUGCCAUCGCCUACCUCGCCAUCUGCGGAAAGGGCUUCUUACGAGCCCCUGCAGCAACCCCAUUUGCGCUCUGCUGGACCCAGCACUGGCGCUACAGCUGCAACCGCUACAACUGCUGCUGUUGCUGCUGCUUCCGGGGCUUCGGGCAACCGCGGCGGUGGUGGCGGCGCGGCUGCUUCAGGCACCAGCACCGCAGCCGGGGUGGCCGAGCAGCUACCCGUGCUAGGGCGGUCUGAAUGCCGUUCAGCAGGAGGAUUGCUGGGUGGAUUGGAGUGGUGGUUUCCGCCGCUUUCCAGGCACAGUAACUGCAGCGGCGAAGACGGCGACGGCGGUACGGCCGACUGCGGCGGCGGCGGCAGUUGGCCUGGGUGCAUGCAGCGCUGCGCUGUGCUGUGGGUGGAUGGUCGCAUAGGCGCGGUGAUGCCGGUCCGAUUGUACGGCAGCAGCGUGGCUGUGCUCCACCUACCCGCCAUCCACCCUCGCCACUCCUCUGCCGAACCCGCGGCGCUCCUACUCCAAGCCGUGGAGGCCGCGCUAGCUGCAUGCGGCGUCAGGACCCUCCUGCUCGCCCUCACCCCGGCGGCGUUGCAUGACAUUGCCGUACGACAACCUGUGCCGUACGACAAUCUGCUGCUGCCUACUGAACGACGUGACGAGCCGCCGCGACUGGCGGCGGAGGCGGCCGCUGCAGGUACCUCCGCCAGCACUACCGCGGCGGCGGCGGCGGAGGCCUGGGUUGGUUGCCUGGGCUAUACGCCAGCGAAGGGCCGCUGGUUGGAGGCCGCUGACCUGGACGUCCAUGCGGUGUGCAGGAUUGAGCCGCCGCCGCCGCCGCAGCAGCCUCAGCAGCAGCAAGAGGUGCAGCCACUGCUUGGUGACGAGGACGUAGCUACCGUGGAACGUGAGGUGGGGACACGCGGCAGUCGCUUGUUACUCUCUGGCAAGGAGUCGCCAAAGCUACCCAGCAAGGAUGACGCCAACAGCAUCCAGCCGUGUCUUGCAAUGCCUGGCUCCAACAACACAACCGACACGGCAGUUGCCACCGCCACAGUUGGAGCGGCUGUUGGACCGCUGUUGGUUGGUACGGCAGUGAACCCUGGCGGCGACGGCAACGGUAGCGGCACCCCUGUGGUGCGUGAUGAUGAUGAAGGUGAAGCCGCCGGUGCGAUUGAAUCCGCUAGCUGCGACACCGCGGUUGAUACCCGGGGUGCUAGUGCCAGCGACCCGGUUGAAGCUGGCUUCGGGCGUGCUGCUGGCGUCGGCGUCGGCGGCGGCGGCGAUGAAACCGGCGAUGGCGGCCCUGCUAGCCGCGGCGGAGCCGGAGCCGGAGACACACGCGUCGGAGGCGCCUCGGGCGGCCAUAGUCGUAAUGAUGGUAAUCAUCAUUCCUCUCGUGCUGGUGUGGCGGCGGCUUCCGACGGACCCCCAGACGGACCCCCAGACGCUCCCGCCGUCAGCGGUGCUGCGGCACAUGGCGGCAUGAGCAGCCCGGAGGACAGGCAGCUCCGCAAUGAGGAGGAUACAGCACCGCCUGACACCUCUGCCGUCCAUGACACCGCCGUCACUCACGGUGUUGUCGCUGUUGGGGGUACGGCAGCUGCAGCAGACGCCAGCAGGUCUGAUACGCGGCCUGAGCGGGGUACUGCUGCUGCUGUUGGGGAAGCUGGGCGCUCCCGCUCCCCUGCCGCCAGCACGGCUGGGCUGGGCAAUGGGGCUGCUGGUGCUGCGGAUCAGGGGGUUGAGGGGGUUGGGGCUGAUUGCGAGGAGGAGGCGGAUCCGCUGGCAAUGUGCGACGACGAGGAGUACAUUGAGCAAUAUGAAGAAGAAGCCAUGCAGCAGCAGGGCGACCAGGAAGCGGAGCAGCUGCCGCCACCGCCGCCACAGCAGCAGGAGGAGGAGAAGUCAGGGCGCGUUGUUGCGGCGAGCGACGACGUUCGCAGCAACGGCAACGGCGGCUCCGGAAGAGGAGGAGGAGGAGGAGGAGGAGGAAAAGGAGGCGGAGGCGGUGGGCGACGUGAUAAGCUGCUGCUUCAUGGUGGCGAGGCGGCCACAAGGGCUGGUUGCGAGCGGGUGAAUGACUCCCAGCAGCAACCACCCGCCUCUGUGCGAACCAUCAAGUCCCCACCCGCUGAGGCGGCAUCGGCAGAGCGCCGGGGCGUGCGGCGAGGGAGGGCGGAGGAUGGUCGCCAGGGCAUGCGGCAGCUCGGAUCUGAGGACGAGGCUGGUGGUGGUGGUGGGGAAGCGAGUGGCGGCCGGCGGCCUGUGCGCCCGCUGGAAGCAGCAGCACAGGGUCGGCCUGGAGACGAGAGACAGCGACGGCUGGAGGCAUGGCGACAGCGGCACAGGGAGCUCCUGGCGCGGGACGGCUGUCCUCCGCCCGGCCACUCCGACCGGCCGCCCUCCAACGCCGACGAAGCCCACACCACCGCUGAAGCUCCCUACCGUCGCCGCCUUCACCACCACCAAGAAGACACGCAACGACCCAGGGAAUCACAUCCUCGGACAAACCCUCAGCAGUCCUGGUGGCGCGGAGACCCCCACCACGGACCGGACCCACGCCUGCAGCAGUACAGUUCACCAGAGGGCAGUGAGUCAUGGCGGGUGAGACGGCUGUUAGUAGAGCAGCAGGAGAGAGGGCAGGGAGCGGUGCAGCUGGAGGCGCAGGAUGGCCCCGGGCAACGCACCCUUAACACCCACCCACACGGCCCGCAGCAGCAGCAGCAGCAGCAGCCACCGCGGCAGCAGCAGCAGCAGCAGCGGCAACGGAGGAGCCGCUGGGACCAGCAGCACCCCGACAGUCACCCCCCGGAUCCCGGUCGUUGGGGCGACAUGGGAGGCGGCUGCAUCGUCGGGGCUCAUGCCCAGCUUCCGGCAGAGAGCCGGCAGCAGCCCACCAAUCCAACCGAGGCGCGCCAGUGGGGGUCAGCUGGUCGCCAUGAAUCCCAAGAUGAGAGGGACGGGGACAGGGCAGCAGCAGGUGGUGCUGCUGGUGGUGGCGACUGGGGAACACACCACCACCACCAGCCGCACAGGCAGCCGCAUCAGCCGCAACAGCAGUGGGACACGGGUCGCUGCUCGCCGCGGCUGCGACCGUUCCCAGCUCAUCACAACCGGCCCUACCCGCACCCGCACCCGCACCCGCAGCUAACUGGACAUGAACGUGACCGUGACCGACAUGAGGAGGAUCACCGCGGCUGGGGCGGCAGGCAUGACGGCCCUAGCCGCGGCCACACGGCAGACAUGGACAACUGCCCGGCGCACCUCCACAGCCGCCGCCGCAGCGCGCCGCAGCCGGAAUCUCCAGGCAGGUGGGAGCUGGACCCCUUGGGCCAGUCGCUGCUGCUGGAAGAGCGAGAGCAACCAGGGGUGAGCUGCCCCGAUCAGCGGCUGACAGCAGCGCGGGGCGGUGAUGCAGGUCAGCGGCAUGACUCGCAGCUACCCUUUCCAGAGCGUAAUACUGGCGGCGGCGACGGUGAUGGGGAUUGUGGUGGUGGUGGUAGUAGGCAUGGAGGUCCUGAGGAGCGACGUCCUCGCGCCUCCUCAUGUGUGGAUGAUGUAGCCGCAUUGCCUGAAGACGAGGAAAGGGAGCAGCAGCAGCGGCGCCUGGGUCGCUUUGACCGUACGGCAACAGGGCCGCAUGGGGGCGGGCAGUCGUACGGCCUGCAGCAUGGGGAACAAUCGCGGCAGCGGCAGUACGGCAACUGGUUUCACGGAGGACGAGGGGGACGAGGUUCACGUGAAGGGCCGGCAGGGAGCCCACAUCGCGACCUGCAAAGCCACUGGCAGCAGCACCGCAACCACCACCACCAACAGCAGCAGCAAGGCCCUGCGCAACGUCUGCCAAGCCCUGGCCGUGUCCCAGGGACCGACCCAUGGGUCCCCCAGCGCCAAUCCCAUGACUCCGGCCCCCAUGAGAACAACCGGCCAGAGGCGGAUGGAAGCCAGGAUCGGACUGCUGGCGGCUUGCGGGAAGGCUCCGACGAUGGGGUAAGGCCGCGGGACGAGGGUGGGGUGAGCGGUGCCCAGCCACCCAGCAGGGCCCCAAUGGAGGGUGAGACUCGGGCUGCUGCCACCGGGGGUGCGAUGUCGCCGGCGGCUGGAUGCAAGGACAGGGAGCAACGCUGCUUACCGCCGCACCUGAGGCAGCCCGCUCGAACCGGCCAGGCUAGCGGCGAUGGCGAUGGCGGUGGAGGCGGGGGCGGAGACGGUGGAGGCGGAGGUGCUGCCGCGGGGAACCUGCCCCGCGGGGAACCUGCGCGGUUCCGCGGGGAACCUGCGGAAACGACAGUGGCGGCGGUAGCAGCGACGGGGGAGGUGGUGAUCGCAACAGCAGUAACAGCAACAGUAACAGCAACAGUAGCAGCAGCAGCAACAGCAACAGCAACAGUAGCGGUGGCGGCUGCGGCGGCUGUACAUCCCAACGGCAGCGGAGGCAGCAAAGGCAACGGAGGCGGCGACAAGAUUCAUGCCCCAGAAGCUCGCCCGAAAGCAGCCCCCAAAAGCAGGCCCACCUCCUCCCGCUCCACUCCUUCCUCAACUAGCAAGUCCACGUCGUCAUCCUCCUCUUCCUCAUCGUCAUCUUCUUCUUCUUCGUCGUCAUCAGAGUCUCCAUCCAGCUCGUCAGAUCAAGAUUCGGAUACAAGAUCCCAUGGAUCCAAGGGUGGAUUCAAAACCAGAACCAGAACUAGACCGCGGGAUUCCCCUUCAGCAAGGACCGGCCCACACACCAGCGCACGCGGGCGCUGCUCUCGUGAGGGGCGGCCGCUAUCCCGAUCGCCGUCUCCUAGCAAGAUGAGGAGGAAGAGAAGCAGGACGCGGUCUGGUAGCAGAUCAGGAUCCCAACUGCCGGGAUCUAGAUCCAAGCCUAGGUCCCAGCCGCGUUGUCAAGAACCCAACGGAGGGACCCGCAGACAUAGCAAGGAACGGCCCUCCUCCUCUCCUCGUCCCCCUUCACCCAGCCCUCGCCGUUACCCAGGGUAUCGUGGAGCACUUCCCUGCAUCCGCGCUGGUGGCAGCAGCCGCCUCCUCCACCACCGCCGCUGCCGCACCUCCGACAGCUCCUCUCGUUCCGCAUCUUCACCCUCGCGGGAGCCACGUCGCCGCCGCCGCAUCAUCCGGAACGGAGCAGCAGGAGGCAGCCGCGCUCGCAACGGCCGCAGCAGCAGCAGCAGCUCCUCGGAACGCUCCUCCUCUCGCCCAUCGUCUCGCAGGCGCUCCUCUAGCAAAUCUGGUUCCCGUACUUCCGCAAGCACAUCAAGCACGAGCAGCGGAUCCGAAGCCAACAAGGGCUCCAAGCGCAGACGGCGAUCCAAGUCCAAUACCGGUUCAACAUCAACAUCAAGAUCAAGAUCCAGGUCACGAUCAAGAACAAGAUCAAGAUCCAGGUCGCCUCAGUGGCCCCCGCUGGGAUCUCGUUGGAAAGGUGCCGCUGGGGCUGCUCCUGCUGCGGCCCGCCAUGGGCCACGUCAUCAGCACCAUCGUGCACACGGGGAAGUGUGGUCAGGCCGGCAGUACCAGGGUCGAGGAGCAGGAGGGAGGUCAGGAGGACCCGGAGGAGGGCCAGGUGCAUGGGGGCAUCGUGGAGGCAGGUUUGGGCCCUUUCGCGGCGGACCCAUGGGUCGAGGACGCGGAUGGACACGCGGUGGUGGUGGUGGUGGUGGUGGUGGCGAAUAUGGUGGUGGUGGAGGGCGGAUGUAGCAUCAUCCCGGUGGUGGGCCGCAGCGGGGCGGCGGUCGGGUGUUCCAUGCGCCGCAUGAUCGCUUCCAACACCGCCAGCA
Astrephomene gubernaculifera is the source of this 8749-nucleotide messenger RNA. The record is from the annotation of a GenBank genome assembly. Lineage: Eukaryota; Viridiplantae; Chlorophyta; Chlorophyceae; Chlamydomonadales; Astrephomenaceae.